CAGUUGCAUACCCUCAUCUGGCCCAUCCAUCGCUGCUUCUUUCCGCGUCCAUUGCUCGAUCCAGAACCAGAAACCCUCCUCCAGUCCACCCCCCGGAAAUCGAAAUCCCUACCCUACCCGACCCCCAAGCGGAUCGGCGAUGGAGGCGAAGAUGAGCAAGUUCUUCGACUCCGUGGGCAACUUCUUCACCGGCGGCGACAACAUCCCCUGGUGCGACCGCGACAUCAUCGCCGGAUGUGAAAGAGAGGUUGCUGAGGCUGCAACCGAAGAACAGAAAAAUGAUAGCAUGAUGAGGCUAUCUUGGGCCCUUGUCCAUUCCAGGCAGACGGAUGAUGUGAACCGUGGAAUUGGCAUGAUUGAAGCUUCUCUCGAUAAAUCCACCAGCCCACUGCAGACUAGGGAAAAACUGUAUCUGUUGGCUGUUGGGCACUUCAGAAAUGGUAACUAUGUAAGAAGCCGCCAACUUGCGGACCGUUGUUUGGAGAUUCAACCUGAUUGGAGGCAGGCCUCAUCUCUGAAGAAGGCAAUAGAGGAUAAAAUUGCUAAAGAUGGUGUGAUUGGCAUAGGAAUCGCCACAACUGCAGUUGGACUUAUUGUUGGCGGCAUCGCAGCUGCUCUUGCAAGAAGGAAUUGAGAUGGCAUCUGCUUAGUGAUGAAUGAAGUAGGAGGCGUUUCGUUCUGUAUUGUCAGUUGUUCUAAUCUUAGUUCUGUAUUAUUUCUGUCGAAUCAUGUGCAUAAGAUGAGUUCACGAUAUCUAGCACUCUGUAUCUUUGGAUAAUCAAAUCGAGGUGGAAAUAAAUACUGUCUCAAACUAGGUGCUGAAUACACCAAA
Messenger RNA from Lolium rigidum, 832 nucleotides. Its product is annotated as mitochondrial fission 1 protein A. Gene Ontology annotation, cellular component: peroxisomal membrane; mitochondrial outer membrane. Bases 140 to 634 code for a protein of 164 amino acids. The transcript is spliced from 5 exons. NCBI's taxonomy places the organism in Eukaryota, Viridiplantae, Streptophyta, Magnoliopsida, Poales, Poaceae. Gene Ontology annotation, molecular function: protein binding. Gene Ontology annotation, biological process: autophagy of mitochondrion; peroxisome fission; mitochondrial fission. The record is from RefSeq and is a predicted model, not a curated record.